Molecule: messenger RNA, 1352 nt
Organism: Pollicipes pollicipes
Lineage: Eukaryota; Metazoa; Arthropoda; Thecostraca; Pollicipedomorpha; Pollicipedidae
Exons: 7
Coding region: 18-1352 (444 amino acids)
Biological process (GO): gliogenesis; regulation of transcription by RNA polymerase II
Cellular component (GO): nucleus
Molecular function (GO): RNA polymerase II cis-regulatory region sequence-specific DNA binding; DNA-binding transcription activator activity, RNA polymerase II-specific
Source: RefSeq, a predicted model, not a curated record
GCGCCGUGAGCUGCACGAUGAACAUGCGGAGCCCGCCGAGCCCGCGCCAAGACUCCGACUGGGACAUUAACGACAUUAGCGACGCUAGCGUCCCCAAGGUGGUGCGGUACAGCGAGUUCGAGGAGUGGCCGGACGGUGACUUCCAGCGCGUGUACGCGCCCGACUCGGAGGACGCCAAGAAGCACACCUCCGGCUGGGCCAUGCGCAACACCAACAACCACAACGUGAGCAUCCUGAAGAAGAGCUGCCUGGGCGUGGUGGUGUGUUCCAACUCUUGCGCGCUCGAGGACGGCAACUUCGUCCACCUUCGGCCGGCCAUCUGCGACAAGGCUAGGCGCAAGCAGCAGGGCAAGCCGUGCCCGAACGCUCGCUGCAGCGGCAAGCUGGCCAUCCUGCCGUGCCGCGGCCACCAGGGCUACCCGGUCACCCACUUCUGGAGGCACACGCCGUUCGCCACCUUCUUCCAGGCAAAGGGCGUGCACAGCCACCCGCGGCCCGAAGCCAAGUCGACGGCGGAGGCUCGCCGCUCGGUGGGUUCGGCGCGACGGCCCCGGCACGCGCCGCGCAUCCCGGCGCUGCUGGGCGGCGACCGACACCCGCCAGCCGCCUCCUGGCACGCCGACGACACGUCGUGGAACAUGUGCUCCUGCCCACCGUUCGAGUGCAUGUGCCAUUGGAGUGGCUCCAGCCCGGCUCCUGCCUACCAGGAGCCAGCACCAGCCCCUCCUCCAGUCUCCAUUGCAAACCCAGGAGACUGGAUGACCACGGCUACUGCCACCUGUUGGCAGCCUCUGGAAACAGAAGUGCGCUACAAUCUCCGCUCGGAUGUGGAGAGCUGCCCUUACGAGAAGGGCGCUCUCGUGGAGGAGCGGAGCCCGUAUUGCAGCGAGGGCGACGCGGACGGGUUAGCUGAAUACAUGUGGGACAUAACAGUGGGACAGAACGGCGAGGCCUCAUACGUGAACUACGCGGCGGACCCGAGCAUCGAGUACGGUACGACGUUCGGGACGCCGGCGCUAGGGCUACCACCUGACGGCCAGUUCCUGAACCACAUCGACAUGUCGCAGCCGGGCGACAUCUUCGCGCUGGAGCAGCCGCUUAUGAAGGCCGAGGAAGAGCUGGCGCCGCUGCUGCCGUCCGUGGCGGCGCCGCUGACGGCGACCGAGCCGGCCUGGGAGCCCCAGGCCGGCCCGCUAGGCUGCGUGUCGGGCGAGCCCCCCUACCUGAGCCACCCCGGGGGCCAGGGCGUCGGCGUGUGCCUGCGGGAGGACACGGGUGUCGGAGGAGCGUUGGCCGGCGCUCAGGAGGUCAUGUAUUAUCCGCUGGAGCAACAGCUGAUCGCCGGCUGGUGA